Messenger RNA from Mauremys reevesii (Reeves's turtle), 4393 nucleotides. RefSeq names its product SOS Ras/Rho guanine nucleotide exchange factor 2 (gene SOS2). Gene Ontology annotation, cellular component: plasma membrane. NCBI's taxonomy places the organism in Eukaryota, Metazoa, Chordata, Testudines, Geoemydidae. The record is from RefSeq and is a predicted model, not a curated record. Gene Ontology annotation, molecular function: guanyl-nucleotide exchange factor activity; protein heterodimerization activity. Bases 25 to 4020 code for a protein of 1331 amino acids. Gene Ontology annotation, biological process: Ras protein signal transduction; positive regulation of GTPase activity. The transcript has 23 exons.
UGCGGGGGAGCCGCCGCCGGGGCCAUGCAGCCGCCGCCGCAGCCCUACGAGUUCUUCAGCGAGGAGAACGGCCCCAAAUGGCGGGGGCUCUUCGUGCCCGCGCUGCGCAAGGUUCAGCAACAGGUUCAUCCCAGUUUUUCAGCAAAAGAAGAUUCCCUCUAUUAUAUUGAAGAGUUGAUACUUCAGCUGCUAAACAAACUAUGCAUUGCACAGCCACGGACUGUCCAAGAUGUUGAGGAGCGAGUUCAAAAGACAUUUCCUCAUCCAAUCGACAAGUGGGCUAUUGCUGAUGCACAGUCUGCUAUAGAGAAACGAAAACGAAGAAACCCUCUCCUACUACCUGUGGACAAGAUACAUCCCCUAUUAAAGGAGGUUCUAGGCUAUAAAGUAGAUUAUCAUGUCUCUCUUUAUAUUGUGGCUGUUUUGGAAUACAUCUCCGCUGACAUUUUGAAACUGGCUGGAAAUUAUGUUUUCAAUAUACGACACUUUGAAAUCUCCCAGCAAGACAUUAAAGUGUCUAUGUGUGCUGAUAAGGUUUUGAUGGAUAUGUUUGAUCAGGAUGUUAUUGGUUUGGUUUCGCUGUGUGAAGAUGAGCCCUCUUCUUCAGGUGAACUCAAUUACUAUGAGCUAGUGAGAACUGAAAUUGCAGAAGAAAGACAAUAUCUACGGGAGUUGAAUCUGAUAAUAAAAGUGUUUCGGGAAGCUUUCCUGUCUAACAGAAAGUUAUUCACACCUUAUGAUAUCGAUACGAUCUUUAGCAACAUUUCAGAUAUUCAUGAAUUGACUGUGAAGCUUUUGGGGUUGAUUGAGGAUACUGUUGAAAUGACAGAUGAAAGUAGUCCUCAUCCUUUGGCUGGCAGCUGCUUUGAAGAUCUGGCAGAGGAACAAGCCUUUGAUCCAUAUGAAACUUUAUCCCAGGAUAUUCUUUCCCCACGGUUUCAUGAGCAUUUUAACAACUUGAUGGCUAAACCAGCUGUUGCGCUACAUUUUCAGUCUAUUGCUGAAGGUUUUAAAGAAGCUGUACGGUAUGUUCUUCCACGGCUUAUGCUGAUCCCAGUUUAUCAUUGUUUGCACUACUUUGAAUUAUUACAGCAAUUGCAGGAAUGCAGUGAAGAUGAAGAAGACAGGGAGUGCUUGAAACAAGCCAUUACUGCUCUUUUAAAUCUCCAGUGCAGCAUGGAGCGCAUUUACAAUAAACAUUCACCUAGACGGCGGCCUUGGGAGACAAUUUGUCGUUUCUACAACCGCCAAGUAAGAAGCAAGCACCUGGCCAUCAAAAAAAUGAAUGAGAUCCAGAAAAAUAUUGAUGGUUGGGAAGGCAAAGAUAUUGGCCAGUGCUGCAAUGAAUUCAUAAUGGAAGGUGUGCUGACAAGGAUAGGAGCCAAACAUGAACGCCACAUAUUUCUCUUUGAUGGUUUACUGAUCAGCUGUAAAACUAAUCAUGGACAAUCGCGGCUUCCAGGUUACAGCAAUACAGAGUACAGACUUAAGGAAAAAAUUAUCAUGAGGAAAAUGCAGAUCAUUGACAAAGAUGACACUUGUGAAUACAAACAUGCUUUUGAGCUAGCGUCUAAAGAUGAAAACAGCAUAGUGUUUGCUGCCAAGUCUGCUGAAGAGAAGAACAAUUGGAUGGCAGCUCUGAUUUCCCUUCAGUAUCGCAGUACACUGGAUCGAAUGCUUGACUCAGUGUUACUGCAAGAAGAAAAUGAACAGCCACUGAGGCUGCCCAGCCCAAAUGUGUAUCGUUUUGUAGUGGAAGACUCUGAGGAAAACAUUGUUUUUGAGGAUAAUCUGCAAAGUAGGAACGGAAUCCCGAUCAUCAAAGGAGGAACUGUAGUGAAACUAAUUGAAAGGCUAACAUACCAUAUGUAUGCAGAUCCUAAUUUUGUUCGCACUUUCCUUACUACCUACCGCUCCUUUUGUAAGCCACAGGAAUUGCUGAGCUUGUUGAUUGAAAGGUUUGAAAUCCCAGAGCCUGAGCCUACUGAAGCAGAUAGGUUGGCAAUAGAGAAAGGAGAACAGCCAAUCAGCGCAGACCUGAAAAGAUUUCGCAAGGAAUAUGUCCAGCCAGUACAACUCAGGAUAUUAAAUGUUUUUCGACACUGGGUAGAACAUCAUUUUUAUGAUUUUGAAAGAGAUCUGGAGUUGCUCGAUAAACUGGAGACAUUUAUUUCAAGUGUAAGAGGCAAAUCCAUGAAGAAGUGGGUAGAAUCCAUUGCUAAGAUUAUCAAGAGAAAAAAACAAGCUCAAGCAAAUGGAAUUAGUCAUAACAUUACCUUUGAGAGCCAACCUCCCCCAAUUGAAUGGCAUAUUUGCCACCUUGGACAGUUUGAGAUGGACCUCAUGACACUACAUCCAAUAGAAAUUGCUCGUCAGCUAACACUUCUAGAAUCUGAUCUCUACAGGGCAGUGCAGCCGUCUGAACUUGUUGGGAGUGUGUGGACUAAAGAAGAUAAGGAAAUUAACUCCCCAAAUCUAUUGAAAAUGAUUCGGCACACUACAAAUCUUACUCUUUGGUUUGAAAAGUGCAUUGUGGAAACAGAGAAUUUUGAGGAGCGAGUGGCUGUGUUAAGUAGGAUAAUCGAAAUUCUGCAGGUUUUUCAAGAGUUGAAUAAUUUCAAUGGUGUGUUGGAGAUAGUCAGUGCGAUGAAUUCUGUGUCCGUGUACAGACUAGAUCAUACAUUUGAGGCAUUACAGGAGAGAAAAAAGAAAGUUUUGGAUGAAGCAGUAGAACUAAGUCAAGAUCACUUUAAGAAAUACCUAGCUAAACUCAAGUCAAUCAACCCACCCUGCGUGCCUUUCUUUGGAAUCUAUCUAACAAAUAUUCUGAAGACAGAAGAAGGGAAUCCAGACUUUCUUAAAAGACAAGGGAAAGAGUUAAUCAACUUCAGUAAGAGAAGAAAAGUGGCUGAAAUUACAGGCGAAAUUCAGCAGUAUCAAAACCAACCUUACUGUUUACGGAUAGAACCAGAAAUACGGCGGUUUUUUGAAAAUCUCAAUCCUAUGGGAAAUGCACCAGAAAAAGAGUUUACAGACUACUUGUUCAACAAAUCAUUAGAAAUUGAACCUCGAAACUGCAAGCAGCCACCUAGAUUUCCUAGGAAAACAACAUACCCUCUAAAAUCUCCUGGAAUAAGGCCCAAUACUGGCAGACAUGGUUCCACCUCUGGAACCUUGCGAGGUCACCCGACACCACUGGAAAGGGAACCAUGUAAAAUAAGUUUCAGUAGAAUUACUGAAGCAGAGCAUGAGUCAGCAGCAUCGGCCCCGACUUCUCCGAAUACGCCAUCUACUCCACCAGUGUCUGCCUCUUCAGAACGUAGUGUAUUUUUAGAUAUUGAUCUCAACAGUUCUUAUGGUAACAAUAGCAUCUUUGCUCCUGUCCAUUUGCCGCAGUCAAAAUCUUUCUUCAGUUCGUGUGGUAGUAUACAUAAACUAAGUGAAGAGCCUCUGGUUCCUCCUCCACUUCCUCCACGCAAAAAGUUUGAUCAGGAUGCUUCUAACUCUAAGGGAAGUUUAAAAUCUGAUGAUGAUCCUCCUGCUAUUCCACCAAGGCAACCUCCUCCUCCAAAGAUACAACCUAGAGUUCCUGCUUACAAUAAUCCAUUUGAUCAACUGCUGCAUAGUCCACCACCACCCCCUCCAAGAGACCCUCUUCCUGACACCCCUCCACCAGUACCACUUCGGCCUCCAGAACACUUCAUAAACUGUCCAUUUAACCUCCAGCCACCGCCAGUGGGACGCUUUCACAGAGAUCCAGAUCGGUUCAGGGAAGCCAGCACAUGCCCAAGCUCACCAAACACUCCUCCAAGCACCCCCUCUCCAAGGGUCCUGCGUCGCUGCUAUGUGCUCAGCUCAAGUCACAACAACCUUGCCCAUCCUACAGCUCCUCCAGUCCCACCAAGGCAAAAUUCUAGCCCUCAGUUACCAAAACUGCCACCAAAGACUUACAAAAGGGAGCUUUCCCAUCCUCCUUUGGACAGACAGUUUUUGCUAGAAAAUGCAGAAACUCCUCAAUGACCUUAGCCAUAUUAGUCAUUGACACUGGAAUAGUAUUUGUAAAGUUCCUUUUUAUUUAUUCAAAAAAGGCAGUGUAUUUUAGUACUUUCACAAAUAAUGCUCUUACAAAAGUGCUGCUGAUCAAAACAAAGUUAAAAAUUCGAAAAAUAAGAAUACACCCUCCGCUCUUUGUCUACUCCCACAGCAUUACCCUCAGGUGAUCAGUAGCAUUGCCUUGUCUCAGAUCCUCAGUGCCGACAGCUAUGCCAGUAUAAAGAUUAUAUAUUUUGCACUGUAAACUACACUACAUGAAUUUAAACUAUCAGUUCAUUGCACUGAGCCGAAAAAAAGGUGUGUUUGUGGAAUUUUUCAAAUUUGAGCACUAGUGGCCUUU